Molecule: messenger RNA, 700 nt
Organism: Pieris brassicae (large cabbage white)
Lineage: Eukaryota; Metazoa; Arthropoda; Insecta; Lepidoptera; Pieridae
Gene: dUTPase
Product: deoxyuridine 5'-triphosphate nucleotidohydrolase
Exons: 3
Coding region: 216-659 (147 amino acids)
Biological process (GO): dUMP biosynthetic process; dUTP catabolic process
Molecular function (GO): dUTP diphosphatase activity; magnesium ion binding
Source: RefSeq, a predicted model, not a curated record
UUCUUUGUUCAUACUCAUUGAAUUAUAAUCUCAAAUCUCAAUAACGUUACUUGAAUCUACCGACUGCCACUUAUUAGCAUUACUCGUUUCAACAAUUAUAUAUUAAUAAGCAUUUAGUAUAACAGUUUACUAAGUCAAAUUACUCUAGUUAUUGAAAACUGUUUUGAUUGUUUUUCAUAAUUUUUAACUAUAUUUCGCGUCUUUUUGUGGGAGCAAUGCAAAGCCCGAGCGAAGUCAUUUUAAAAUUCAGUCGUCUGUCUGAACACGCUUUCCCGCCGGUCAAAGGUUCAGAGAAAGCAGCUGGUUAUGACUUAAAAAGUGCAUACAACUAUAUAGUACCAGCAAGGGGUAAGGAACUAAUCAAAACAGAUUUGCAAAUUGAGUUACCAUCAAAAUGCUAUGGCAGAGUUGCACCACGCUCAGGAUUGGCUGUCAAAAAUUUUAUAGAUGUUGGAGCUGGUGUCAUAGAUGAAGACUACAGAGGUAAUAUUGGGGUGGUUCUUUUCAACCACUCUGAUCAAGAUUUUGUGGUCAAGAAGGGUGACAGAAUUGCACAGCUUAUAUGUGAGAGGAUUUAUUAUCCUACAUUGCAAGAAGUUUCUAAUUUAUCUGAAACUAACAGAGGAGAUGGCGGAUUUGGUUCUACUGGAAGCCAGUAAAUAAAGAAUAAGAUAAUUUUAAUAAAUAUUUCGAAAAUAUA